AUGCCGCCGAAGUAUACGUUGUCCGACUCUGAAGCUGAGGGUGAGGCACCCAGCACUCCCUCUCAUCAGAUUCUCGAGAAGAGCCUUCGUGACCAAGUGGCUGCAAUCUUCAAGGCGGGAAAUUUGGAGGAAUUGACCGUGAAGCGCGUGCGACUUGCUGCGGAAAAUUCACUAGGUCUCACAGCGGGGUACUUCAAGACUACAGGUGACUGGAAAGCGCGGAGUGAAGAUAUAAUCAAGGACGAGGUGGUGAGUCUUUGUUUGCAUUUGCAGUGCUUCUUUAGCUUGCGCAGCUUCAGCGGAAAGACACUGAUUGCGAUGCUUUUACAGGGAAUACAAGAUCAGGCAAUAUUAGAUCCACAAUCACAAACACCUUCUCCCUCGAAGGCCAAGCCUACUGCCCUUGCGAAACGAGCAAAAUCCGAGACCGCAACAAAGCCCAGGAAGCGCCAGAAGACUAAGACGCCGGUAUCCGAUGAGGAAGAUGAGCUACCGGCCCCGCCAUCCGAGACUCAUGAGGUCACAAAGCCCAAGAAUCGAUCGAAGGCACCUAUAAAAAAGGCACCCGGGAAGAAGGUCUCUGUACAAAAACACAAGGACAUGUCAGACGGUUCUGACUUCCCUGGUGAUGAGAGUGAUGAUGUCGCAAAGCCGAAUAAACGAUCGAGCACGCCAGUGACGAAGUCCCCUUUGAAGAAGUCGCCAGCAAAGAAGGCCUCCGUACCAAAACUCACCGAGGAUGUAUCAGAUGUUCCCGACGAUGCUUUGAAUGCCACAAAAAUGACCAAAGAUACCAAAGAUGAUUCGGAAAGCGAGAUGUCGGUGGUGCUUGACGAAGAGCCCCAGCCCAAGGCCCCACGCAAGCGACAAAGAAGUGCCGGAGAAACUGCAACCAAGACGAAGAAGAAAGCGACCAAAGCCACCAAAGCCAAGGAGGAGGAUAUUAGCCCGGACCAGGCUGAAAUCAAACGACUACAAGGAUGGCUCGUCAAAUGCGGGAUCCGUAAGCUUUGGGGUAAAGAGCUGGCGCCAUAUGACACCCCCAACGCCAAAAUCAAGCAUCUCAAGGGGAUGCUUCAGGAUGCUGGAAUGACUGGCCGGCCAUCUCAAGAGAAGGCAAACCAGAUCCGCGAAGAACGGGAGCUGAAAGCGGAUUUAGAGCAGAUCCAGCAAGGCGCAAAACAAUGGGGUGCUGUGAGUGACGAGGAUAAUGAUGAGGAGGCGAAGCCUCGGCGUAGGCUGGGUCGGGGACGACAGUCGCUUGCGUUCUUAGAGAGUGAGGGCGAAGAGACUGAUUGA
Penicillium roqueforti is the source of this 1299-nucleotide messenger RNA. Its product is annotated as putative transcriptional regulator. NCBI's taxonomy places the organism in Eukaryota, Fungi, Ascomycota, Eurotiomycetes, Eurotiales, Aspergillaceae. Bases 1 to 1299 code for a protein of 432 amino acids. The transcript has a single exon. Gene Ontology annotation, cellular component: nucleus. The record is from RefSeq and is a predicted model, not a curated record.